Dama dama (fallow deer) is the source of this 1217-nucleotide messenger RNA. RefSeq names its product leucine-rich repeat-containing protein 28-like. NCBI's taxonomy places the organism in Eukaryota, Metazoa, Chordata, Mammalia, Artiodactyla, Cervidae. The transcript has a single exon. The record is from RefSeq and is a predicted model, not a curated record. Gene Ontology annotation, molecular function: protein binding. Bases 114 to 1217 code for a protein of 367 amino acids.
GGGCUAGCCGUCCGGCGCCCCUCAGCGCGGGAGCGCUGGCUCCGCCGGCGGAGAAAUGGACCAAUUUUGACAAGAUGUAGUACUGCAGCGUGCCUGAUAGAAUAUGUUCAGCCAUGGCAUCCGAACUUUGUAAGACGAUCUCUGUGGCAAGGCUGGAAAAGCACAAGAAUUUGUUCUUAAAUUACAGGAAUCUGCAGCAUUUCCCAUUGGAGUUACUGAAAGAUGAGGGACUACAGUACUUGGAGAGACUCUACAUGAAAAGGAACUCCCUUACAACCUUGCCAGAAAACCUUGCUCAGAAGCUUCCAAACCUUGUGGAACUGUAUCUUCACUCAAAUAACAUAGUUGUGGUUCCGGAAGCCAUUGGGUCCCUUGUAAAACUACAAUGUUUGGAUCUUAGUGACAAUGCCUUAGAAAUCGUUUGCCCAGAAAUUGGUCGUCUGAGAGCUUUACGUCAUCUUCGAUUAGCUAAUAACCAACUGCAAUUCCUCCCUCCAGAGGUUGGCGAUUUGAAGGAGCUGCAGACACUAGACGUUUCUGCCAAUCGUUUGCUAGCUUUACCCGAGAGGCUUCACCUGUGCCUUUCUCUGCAGUACCUCACUGUGGACCGAAAUCGUCUAUGGUGUGUGCCGCGCCACCUCUGCCAGCUGCCCGGCCUCAAUGAGCUCUCCAUGGCUGGAAACCGUCUUGCAUUUUUGCCACUUGAUUCAGGUCGAUCUCGAGAACUUCAAUACGUGUGCGUGGAUAACAACCUUCAUCUGAAAGGCUUGCCAUCCUUUCUGUACAACAGAGUCAUCGGGUGCAGUGGCUGUGGUGCUCCCAUUCAAGUUUCUGAGGUGAAGCUGCUUUCCUUUUCAUCAGGGCAACUAACCGUUUUCCCCCCUGCUGAGGUGAAGGCCGUAGGGACAGAGAAGGAUCACGUCCUGCCUCUGCAGGAGCUGGCCGUGAGGACUCUGCAUCACACCUACCACGCUUCUCUAAAGGAUCUGGACGUCCUGUCUCCAGCCUCGGUGCCCAGAAGCCUCCUGGAGCUGCUGCACUGCCCCCUGGGACACUGUCACCGGUGCAGCGAGCCCCUGUUUGCGAUCGUCUCCCCCAAGCUCUUUCCCUUGAGAGAGACGCCAGGGGCAGGGCUGCACCAGGGGAGGACAACUGCGAGUUUGGUGGCUUACUGCUGCUCCACCCAGUGUCUGCAGACUUUUGACCUACUGAGUUGA